GGCAUCAUACGACCAACGCAGGAACAACGAUUUAAAACGAUUAUCGAAUUAUCAGAACGUGGUGGCAUUGGUUUUGAGCCUUCUUCCUUCUGUUCAGGUUGUCUUGUACGGCGACCCAUACGUUCAAAACAUUGCAGCGUUUGUGAUCGCUGCGUUGCACGCUUCGAUCAUCACUGUCCUUGGGUUGGCAAUUGCAUUGGACUUAAAAAUCACGCUUAUUUCAUGGGUUUCCUCUGGAUGUUACUCAUAAUGUGCGGUUGGAUGUUAUACGGCGGCGCCUGUUAUUAUAUCUAUCAAUGCAAUGUACAUUUAACUCUCGUACCGCUUGAGGAUUUUGAGAAAGCCAUCAGUGACAUAGCCAAUUGCAAUCCAUGGGUUGGCUGGGUUAUGGCUAAUGCAUUACUACAUCUCUCAUGGGUUGUGUUGCUGACAAUAUGCCAGACAUAUCAAGUCGUAUGCCUAGGAAUGACAACAAAUGAGCGCAUGAAUCGUGGACGGUAUCGACAUUUUCAAGCGAAAGGUGGACAAAGUCCUUUCACACGUGGGCCAAUCAACAAUUUCUUCGACUUCUUACAAUGCAGCUGUUUUGGUUUGGUACAACCACGUCGGAUCGAUUGGAUGAACUACUACGAUUUGGAUAUGCAGGUGGGACGUACAACUGUGGAACAAGAGCCAUUAUUGCGUGGUAAUGCUGAUGGUGAAGGUGGUGGCACAGAGCUAGCACACUAUCAGUAUGUGUAGGAUAAGUCGAAUCGGGAUGCGGAGACACGCAAUGCACCCAUAGCAAAUGUGUAGGCAAAAACGGCUGGGCUGGAAAGUAUACAAUCAAUGGCAUUUUUUUUUAAGUGCAUUAUUUAAAAGGAAGUAGUCAAGUAAAUGAAUAGUAUGACUAAGUGCCUCUUUUACAGUGGGGGUUAACUCAAAUUCGGCUGUUAACUUUCAAUUUUUGUACUAAAAACCUGUAGUUAACAGCCGAAUGAGAGUUAACUCGUUACUGUAAAAACGGCCCUAAGUGGUUUAGUCGUGAUGACGCUUCUAAAGUAUGUACGUUGUUACAAGGCCAACCCUUAGUCUUGAAUAAUUGACAGUAAUAAGCCACAAAAAGCAUUUGCUAAACGCAUUAACCUUUCGCUGUAUUAUAUGUAAACCUAGUUAUUAUAAUUUAUAAGAUUAAUUACGCUUAGGUGGAAAAUACGUGAACAAAUUUUGAAUAAAUUUGACUACGAUGUGCAUCGUAAGUACGUAGUUGUAUUUGUAUUGUAUUUAUUUUACCACAACUGUAAUUAUUAGUGCUUACACUUUUUUAUUCAUAUUGAUUGCCAAUCUUAAAAGCUUUAGAUAACAAGGCUAUUUCUUUAAUUUCUGCGCAUACAUGUACAUGCAUAAUAGUGAGCUUUUUAAGUUAAGGUUAGACCGUUUUAUUAUUUCUGACAUAAUGAAUAUACUGUCUAACAUGUAAACUCAGUUAAAAAUUUAGCGAACAUUUAUUAUAGCAAGAUCAGAACGACGUUUGCAUAGAUAUUUAUGCAUGGAAAAGUGUAAUGCAUUUGCAGUUUGGGUAGCCGUCUGUGUGGUCAAAGUAAACCGAUUCAUGUUAGCACAAAGAUAUUGUGUGCGUUGUAGGAAAAAUGCAUUGGGAAUGACAUUAGAAAUAUAGUAAAUUAUUUGUUAAGCAAAUACAUAUGUAUAUAUGUAUUUUUUUUUCUAAAACUUCUUGGUGUCAUACGUGCUAAUUAAAUAUAGUAC
Rhagoletis pomonella (apple maggot) is the source of this 1746-nucleotide messenger RNA. RefSeq names its product palmitoyltransferase Hip14-like. The record is from RefSeq and is a predicted model, not a curated record. The transcript has 2 exons. Gene Ontology annotation, cellular component: Golgi membrane. The annotation marks the transcript as partial. Gene Ontology annotation, molecular function: palmitoyltransferase activity. Lineage: Eukaryota; Metazoa; Arthropoda; Insecta; Diptera; Tephritidae. Gene Ontology annotation, biological process: protein palmitoylation.